GCCUGAAGCAACUGUCAUCCCAAAAGAUCCUGAUGGCCGGGCCAGCUGGGAGGCAGGGGCUGAAAGAAGAAUGUUAGCAUGUCUUUCGACCGCUUGUACCUUAAAUAUCUUCCAUGCAGUUCACAGGGUUUAAUUUUAGACUCCACAUGAGGCAGGAGCAGACGGUUUGUGGCUGGAGCCAAAGUCAGAGGCAGUUUUCUCUGUCCUGAGUCACAGAUAAGACAGAAAUUAUCCUUGGUUUUUGAUAUCAGAAGAAGAAAGAAGCUUCACAGCGCAACCAUGUCAGAUAGUAGGGACCUUGAUGAUCUCAAUGAAGAGGACAUUGAUGAGGAUGAAAUCCUUGCUAUGCUUUCACCUGAGGAGCUUAAGGAGCUCCAGAGUGAGAUGGAUGUUAUCAUUGCCCCAGAUGAAAGUGUGCCGGUAGGACAGCGACAAAAGGACCAGACGGAGAAGGCUCCAACUGGGACGUUCGACCACAGAUCCCUGGUUGAUUAUCUCUACUGGGAGAAAGAGUCCAAACGUAUGGUUGAGGAAGAAAGAGUUCCUGCUACUCUGCUGCCCAGCGAGAAAACGUUGAGGGAGGAAGCUGAAAAGAAAGAAAGAGAAGAAGCAGAAAAUGGGGAAUAUGAAGUGUAUGAAGUGAUAGAAGAAGUUAUAGAGGAAGAGGCUGUGGAUGGCAUAGAGGGAGAGGAAAUUAUAGAAGAGAUCACUGAGGAAAUCAUUGAAGAGACGGAUGAACAGGAGAAAGAGGUGGACGUGAAAGACGAGACAGAGGUGAAGCCACCUGUGAACGCAGAGAAACCUGAAAAUAUAGACAAACAUGUGGAACCUCCAGACAACAACACUGAGAAAGUACCAGAAAACAGUACGGAUGACAAUCAGCCUUGUUCAGACACAAAGGAGCAGAGUGAGCGCACAGGCCAAGAACAAAGCACAGCAGAAGUUGAACAGAAAGAGGAAAUUAAAACUACUUUGCUUCCCAAAGAGGGUCCAGAGGAACAAGAGACGAAUGAAACCAAUGAUAAGCUCCCGCAGAAAGAAGAGAGGAAGAUUAACAAAUUAAAAAUUCCAAAGCUGUCACUCAAUAAUAUAAAAAUGACAUCGAGACCCUCGGGAAACGAGACAAACUUGGAUUCGACGCUUGAUAAAAUCCGCAAAAACAACCCCUCUGUGACCGAGGUAAACCUCAACAACAUAGAAAACAUUCCCAAAGAGAUGCUGUUAGACUACGUCAACGCUCUGAAGAAGAACAAGUUUGUGAAAACCUUCAGUAUAGCCAACACCGGCGUGGACGAGAACAUAGCUUUCAACCUGGCCAACAUGUUACGAGAAAAUCGCAGCAUUACGACUUUGAACAUCGAGUCCAACUUCGUAACGGGAAAGGGCAUCGUCGCCGUCAUCCGCUGCCUCCAGUUCAAUGAGACUCUAACAGAGCUGCGUUUUCACAACCAGAGGCACAUGCUGGGUCACCACGCAGAGAUGGAGAUCUCACGCCUGCUCAAAGCCAACAACACCCUCCUGAAGAUGGGUUAUCACUUUGAGUUGCCAGGCCCCAGGAUGGUGGUGACAAACAUUUUAACCAGGAAUCUGGAUCGGCAGAGGCAGCUGAGGAAGGAAGAGCAGAAGCAGCAGCAACUGAAGGAGCAGAAGGAGAUGAUGCAGAUGUAUGAGAGCAGUCUAAACCUGCCUCCUGGUUUACUUCAGAUGUUAGGGUACAUACCACCUCUAGAAGUCCUGCAGGAACACGGGCUGGCCCCACCCUCGUCAGAGCUGAGCACUGUACCUCAGAAACAACAGAAAGCAGAACCAAAAGAGCCUCAGAAGCAGGUCAAACACAACAGCGCUCCCAAACAAACCAGCACUCCCAAACAAACCAGCGCUGAACCAGAAAACACAUUAAACAACAUCCAGCUGAAGAGAACGCCCAAGAAGCGUGAUCCUUUUCUGGAUCUGGACCCAAGGGAUAACAGUAGACCAGAGAGGGCAAGUUUCCAACUGAGGAAGACUUCCAAAGUGAAGAAUGUAGACAGCGGAGAGGUGACAGACGAAAGAGCAAACCUGACUGAUGUGAUUAAAACUUUGAAGCCAGUCCCUCGGAGACGAGUGCCGCCCAAGAUUGACCCCACACCUCGCGAUCAGCUUCUAAGCGAGAUCAAACAGAGCAACGUGGCCUAUCUCAAAUCUGUGCCACUCCCUAAAGCCCUGGAAUCAAGUGAAACGAGUCUCUUCUGAGGCCGCGACUUCAGUUUGUUUGCUUUCUUCAGCACACUGUAUGUUUAUUUUACACAUUUGGGACACGCCACUCUGAAACUACUCAAAUGAACUGUUCAUAAUAAGAGUGAACUAUACAUUUAUUACACAUAAAAAUAUAAGAUAGUUGUUGUUGUUGGCACUCUUGUGUUAUCGCACUAAAAUGUUGCUGCUGUCUUUAUAAAAUCAUAACAAUAAAGGUAUGAAAAGAGAGUUUAUCGCAAAACACA
This is a messenger RNA of Larimichthys crocea (large yellow croaker), 2480 nucleotides long. RefSeq names its product leiomodin 3 (fetal) (gene lmod3). Gene Ontology annotation, cellular component: myofibril; cytoskeleton; striated muscle thin filament. Gene Ontology annotation, molecular function: tropomyosin binding. The transcript is spliced from 3 exons. Gene Ontology annotation, biological process: myofibril assembly; pointed-end actin filament capping; muscle contraction. NCBI's taxonomy places the organism in Eukaryota, Metazoa, Chordata, Actinopteri, Sciaenidae. The record is from RefSeq and is a predicted model, not a curated record. The coding region runs from base 280 to 2232 and encodes 650 amino acids.